AUGGAUCGAAGUUGGAUAACAACAACAAAGCCAGGUGACCCUGAAUAUCAACAAGGUGUUAAGGAAUUUAUUAAAUUUGCAUUUGAAAAUAGCGGAGGUCGCUCCAAGCUAAGUUGUCCUUGUUUUAUGUGUCAUAAUUUUUUGCAUAAGAGACCGGAUGAAAUUCUCAAUCAUUUAAAUAAAUGGGCAUUUGAUAGAACAUAUACCCAUUGGAUUUGGCAUGGGGAACGAAGAGACAUGCAUGCGGGUGAUAGUGGUGAGACUAGGGAUAAUGUGCGUGUAGUUCAUGAUGUUGAUGAGGGUGAUCAGCUAGAGGACAUGUUGCAUGCGGUUGAGGAUCAACUUGAUGACAACCCUUCAAUGCUUGAGAGCUUGUUAAGUGACUCUGAAAAGCCAUUGUAUGAAGGAUGCACCAAGUACACGCGAUUAUCCGCUAUUCUUAAGGUAUAUAACUUGAAGGCGGGUCAUGGUUGGACUGACACUAGUUUUAAUAUGUUAUUGGAGUUAGUGAAAGACAUGCUUCCUAAAGAUAAUGUUCUUCCGGAUAGUACAUAUGAGGCGAAAAAGUCACUAAGCCCAAUGGGUUCACCUUAUGAGAAAAUCCAUGCAUGCCCUAAUGAUUGUGUAUUGUAUCGAAAUCAAUACGAAUCAUUAGAGAGUUGUCCAAUUUGUGAAGCUUCACGGUACAAGAAAAGGGAAGGAGCAGUACCAGCGAAGGUUUUAUGGUAUUUUCAUAUAGUACCAAGGUUCAAACGAUGGUUUUCAAAAGCAGAAGAUGCAAAGAAGUUGACAUGGCAUUUCGAUAGUCGAGUUGAUGAUGGAAUGCUUAGACAUCCAGCUGACUCUCCGCAGUGGAGAUUUAUUGAUGGAAAAUUCCCUGACUUUACCCAAGAAAAGCGUAAAUUACGCCUUGCAUUGUCUACGGAUGGGUUCAAUCCAUUCGGUUCCUUGAGUAGCACAUAUAGCACAUGGCCAGUUAUGCUAGUGACCUACAACUUACCUCCUUCAUUGUGCAUGAAGAGAAGGUAUAUGUUCUUGUCGUUGUUAAUUCAAGGUCCAAAGCAACCGGGCAAUGACAUCGAUGUGAAUUUGACUCCAUUUAUUGUUGAUUUGAUUAUGCUUUGGGAAGAAGGUGUUGAAGUGUUUGAUGCUUAUCGCAAUGAGAAUUUUAAUUUGAAAGCAAUGCUAUUUUGCACUAUCCAAGAUUUUCCGGCAUAUGGCAACCUUUCGGGGUACACUUUGAAGGGGAAAACAACUUGUCCCAUCGGUAUGGAAGAUUGCAAGGGAACAUGGUUAAAUGCAUCUAAAAAGCAUGUCUAUCCGGUUCAUCGCCAGUUUUUUCCGCCUAAUCAUCCAUAUCGCAGGAGAAAGAAUGUGUUCAAUGGGCAGCAAGAGUUUAAAGGGCGAUCAAAAGUCAUCUUAGGUGAAGAGAUAUUCGAUAAGGUGAAAAAUAUUGACAUCACAUUUGGCAAGAAACAUAAAUCAGCCCUUUCUACGCAGGGGUUCAAAAAGUGUUCGGUUCUUUGGCGGCUUCCUUAUUGA
This is a messenger RNA of Chenopodium quinoa (quinoa), 1542 nucleotides long. RefSeq lists its product as uncharacterized. NCBI's taxonomy places the organism in Eukaryota, Viridiplantae, Streptophyta, Magnoliopsida, Caryophyllales, Amaranthaceae. The record is from RefSeq and is a predicted model, not a curated record. The coding region runs from base 1 to 1542 and encodes 513 amino acids. The transcript has a single exon.